AUGGAAGGAACCCGUUUGGCAAACAGACCAACAUUCCCAAUUCAUCCAACAAAACCCACAUCACAACCAAACCAUCAGCGCUUGAAAUUCAACACUGCAAUAGUUCCUCUUCCUACUGUACUACCUCAACAGCAACAGCAGCAGCAGCAAUCCCCUUCUUCGCAUUCAUUACCUGUUGAUUCUCUCCUUCAGCACCUACUGCACAUUUCUACUUCUGUUUCUUCACAAAAUCAAGAUCCUUUACCAUCCCAUUUCAAGAAAGGUAAUGGAUCAUUUGAUUUUCUUCCGUUGAAGUGUAAGUUCAUGCUUAACUCAAUUUUGGAGCAGCCCAUUUGUGAAUUGAAUGCAUUUUUUGAUUCUGUCAAGUUUGAGUUGCUUCAAGAAGUUGAUUUGAUUAGUUUGUUGAAGGGUUUGGAUGUUUCUGGUAACUGGGAAAAGGCCAUUUUGUUAUUUGAAUGGGUUUUGUUGAACUUAGAAAGUAGAAAAGAGAGAUUAGAUAAUCAGGUUAUUGAAAUGAUAGUCAAGAUUUUUGGUAGGGAGUCUCAACAUUUUGUUACUACAAAGCUGUUUGAUGUGAUUCUGUACGAGGAUUAUACAUUUGAUAUUCGAACAUGGACUACAAUUUUACAUGCUUAUUCGCGAACUGGAAAAUAUGAAAAGGCAAUAACUUUGUUUGAUUUUAUAAAGGAAAAAGGGUUAUCCCCAACUCUGGUAACGUACAAUGUGAUGCUGGAUGUUUACGGGAAAAAGGGACGAUCUUGGAAAAAGAUUCUAGGGCUUUUGGAUGAGAUGAGGAGUUUGGGGCUUGAGUUUGAUGAGUUCACUUGUAGUACUGUGAUAUCGGCUUGUGGAAGAGAAGGAUUGUUAGAUGAAGCAAAGAACUUUUUCGAUGGACUCAAGGUUUGGGGUUAUGUGCCUGGAACGGUUACUUAUAAUUCUUUGCUUCAAGUGUUUGGGAAGGCGGGGAUUUACUAUGAGGCUUUGAGCGUUUUGAAAGAAAUGGAGGAGAACAAUUGCCCUCCCGACUUGAUAACUUACAAUGAACUUGUGGCAGCAUACGCGAGGGCGGGUUUUCAUGAGGAAGGAGCAGCAUUGAUAAGCUCGAUGAGACAGAAGAAAUUAAUGCCAAAUGCUGUUACUUAUACAACUUUGAUCGAUGCCUAUGGCAAAGUGGGAAAGGAGGAGAAAGCUUUAAGUAUGUUCAAGCAGAUGAAGAAAUGCGGCUGUGUUCCUAAUGUGUGUACUUAUAAUGCUAUUCUCGGGAUGCUCGGGAAGAAGUCACGGCUUGAAGAGAUGAUGGAAAUCAUCUACGACAUGAAAUUGAAUGGAUGUGCUCCAAAUCGUGUCACUUGGAACACAAUGCUCGCUAUGUGCGGAAAUAGAGGAAUGCACAAAUAUUUGAAUCGUGUUUUCCAUGAGAUGAAGAGUUGUGGUUUUGAACCUGAUAGGGACACAUUCAAUACUUCGAUAAGUGCAUAUGGUAGGUGUGGGAUGGAAAUCAAUGCUGCAAAGAUAUAUGACGAGAUGAUAAUUGCGGGAUUUACACCAUGUAUUACAACCUCCAAUGCACUUCUAAAUGCCCUGGCUCAUCGAGGGGAUUGGAGAACGGCUGAAUCUGUCAUUUCCGAUAUGAGAUACAAGGGCUUCAAGCCUAAUGAAACGUCAUAUUCACUGAUGCUCCACAGCUAUUCAAAGGGGGGGAAUUUGAAAGGUAUAGAAAGGAUUUCAAAAGAAAUUUACGAAGGUCGACUAUUUCCUAGUUGGGUAAUUUUGAGAACUCUUAUUCUGGCGAAUUGCAAGUGUAGAUCACUUGCUGGUAUGGAGAGAGCAUUUCAAGAGUUCCUAAAGAAUGGUUAUAAACCCGAUUUGGUUUUAUUCAAUUCAAUGCUUUCCAUUUUUGCAAGGAAUAAGAUGUGUGAACGUGCCAAUGAAAUGCUCCGAUUGAUUAAGGAGAACGGUUUGCAGCCAGAUAUUGUCACAUAUAAUAGCUUAAUGGAUGUUUACGCCAGGGUCGGUGAAUGCUGGAAAGCCCAAGAAAUCCUCGACGGACUGCAAGAGGCUAGUUUCAAACCAGAUCUUGUAUCGUAUAACACUGUCAUUAAAGGGUUCUGCAGGCAAGGUCUUAUGCAAGAAGCUAUAGGGACUUUUUCAGAGAUGACAACUAGAGGAAUUCGGCCUUGCAUUGUCACCUACAAUACGAUCAUUGCUGGCUUCUCCACACGGGGUUUGUUCCCUGAAGUACACGAAGUGAUCAGUUAUAUGAUUCAGCACAACUGCAGACCAGAUGAGCUGACCUACAAGAUUGUAAUAGAUGGUUACUGCAAGGCAAAAAAGUACGAGGACGCCAUGGAUUUUGUAUGCAAAAUUAGGGAGGACUCUUCCUGUGAUGAGGAAUCAUUGCAAAGAUUCACGACUCGUAUAAGGGGAAAUAUGGAGUCGUCAUUUUAA
This is a messenger RNA of Fraxinus pennsylvanica, 2448 nucleotides long. The record is from the annotation of a GenBank genome assembly. NCBI's taxonomy places the organism in Eukaryota, Viridiplantae, Streptophyta, Magnoliopsida, Lamiales, Oleaceae.